Messenger RNA from Suillus paluster, 744 nucleotides. RefSeq names its product cytochrome c oxidase assembly protein CtaG/Cox11-domain-containing protein. Gene Ontology annotation, cellular component: mitochondrial inner membrane. Gene Ontology annotation, molecular function: copper ion binding. The record is from RefSeq and is a predicted model, not a curated record. The coding region runs from base 1 to 744 and encodes 247 amino acids. The transcript is spliced from 4 exons. NCBI's taxonomy places the organism in Eukaryota, Fungi, Basidiomycota, Agaricomycetes, Boletales, Suillaceae.
AUGACCACCAAUUCACAUCCCAGGAAACCUUUGAACACUAAUUCACGUGCCCCACCAUAUGCAUCUCGACAGUCAGUAUACGCCGCCCGGAAUCGUAAUCUACUGAUGUACUCCUCUGCAGUCAUUGUAUUCGCAGUAGGCGUGACUUAUGCUGCAGUCCCCCUGUACCGGAUGUUCUGCGCAGCCACUGGCUUUGCCGGCACCCCAAACGUCGGUACAGGCCGGUUCGAACCCACGCGCCUGGUUCCUGUUGACGGAGCACGUCGCAUUAAAGUUCAUUUCAAUGCUGACCGUGCUGAAGCGCUACCGUGGGCUUUUACUCCACAGCAGAAGUUCGUGACGGUACUUCCCGGAGAGACUAGUCUUGCUUUCUACAAGGCAAAGAAUGAGAGCAGCAAGGACAUAAUUGGAAUCGCCACGUACAAUGUUACGCCUGAUCGAAUCGCACCGUACUUUUCGAAAGUGGAGUGCUUCUGCUUUGAGGAGCAGAAAUUGCUUGCAGGAGAGGAAGUUGAUAUGCCACUCCUUUUUUUCAUAGAUAAAGACAUUCUUGAUGACCCUGCGUGUAGGGGUAUUGAUGAUGUGGUUCUCUCGUAUACGUUCUUCAGAGCCCGGCGUAACGCUCAAGGCCAUCUUGAGCCAGAUGCAAGUGACAAGGACGUUCAAAACUCUCUUGGGUUCGGAGAUUACGAGAUGGCACCGCGUGCAGAAAUCCGGAAUGCGCGUCCAGGAAGGAGCUCGUGA